AUGGCUUCAUCAACGAUCGUAAAUUCAUGGACAGAAUGGGGCUCAUUGGAGCUUAUUUGUGUAGGCACUGCUCAUGGUAUGUGCUAUCCAGAUGAGACUCCAGCAUUUCCGAGCGUUGCAGGACCUCCUAAUCUAAGUCCAUAUCUUCAAUCGGUAGUAGGCCCACGACCCCGUCGUCGGAUUCAAGAAGCUCAAGCUCAAUUGGAUCAUUUGGUUGAUCUAUUACGAGCUGAAUCAAUUACAGUUGCAUGUUCAAUCGACGAUAUACGAAAUGAAGAUAUUGGAGAAGUUCUCACUCGAAAGCAAACAUCAAUUACUGGCAGUUCUUAUACAACCGACGGUAGAAUUCUUCAGAAGAAUAAGAUUGAUGUGUGUCGACCAACAACAUUGUCAAAUGAACAAUUAAGAUUUGAUCAGCAGCUAACUACACCUAAUUUUAUAUCUAAAUAUCAAUUAGGUUUGACCUGUCCACGUGACGUACUAAUCACACUAGGUGACACCAUAGUAGAAGCACCUACUGCUAUUCACUAUCGCUAUUUUGAAACUGAAUAUUACAAGACUCUACUUUAUUCAUUGUGGUCACGAGAUUCGAAUAUGAAAUGGUUACAGCCUCCAAAACCUACAUGUUCACCAACGCGUAUGUUUAAUGAUGUUGACUAUUGGCAAAAGAAAAGUCACUCUAAUAGUUCUUACAAAACAAAUUUGAAUGAAACAGAAAUUGCUUUCGAUGCAGCCGAUAUAAUUCGUAUGGGUAAAGAUAUCUUCUACAAAAAAUCAGCAACGGCCAAUAAUCAAGGUCUAUCGUGGCUUCGUCGUACAUUUCCUCAUCUUCGCUUUCACAUGAUGCAUUUUCCAACGAGUCUCGAUUGUCAUCUGGAUACUUCACUCGUACCACUUCGACCGCCAACAUCAGGUUCUCCUGGUAUUGUUCUCAUCAAUCAAAACCGUCCUCCACUGGUCAAUGAAAUCAAACUAUUCACUGACAACGACUGGCGUCCAGUAUGGGGACCUUUGCCUGCUACCAAUAGUUUACCGCCGUUUGCAAUGUGUUCAAGCAAUAUCAAUUUAAAUUUACUCUCCCUCAAUGACCAUUGCGUUAUCAUUGAAGAAUGUGAAGUACCCCUAUAUCGAUUAUUGCAUGAUGAACUUGGUUUCGAUGUCAUCACAUGCCCUUUUCGUGUACUUAACGAAUUUGGUGGUAGCAUCCAUUGUGUAACGUGGGAUAUUCGUCGUCAAGGCUCGUGUAUUGAUUAUUUUCCUAAUCAGAACUAUGAAGCUGAAUGUCAACUAGAUCUGGAAAGUUAUUCUGAUCAAGUUGUAUUAGUCCAAGACACUGAAAAGAAAUUUUGA
Molecule: messenger RNA, 1350 nt
Organism: Rotaria socialis
Lineage: Eukaryota; Metazoa; Rotifera; Eurotatoria; Philodinida; Philodinidae
Source: the annotation of a GenBank genome assembly